AUGACAACACUUGGCUUUCACAGCUUUGCAGAGGCAAAUGUUUACGUAACAUUUGUUCUGUUGGGCAUGUCGAUCGUGAUGGUACUGGGUGCGAUGCUCAGCGCUCCGGCCUUCAUUGCUUCGUACUACAUUUAUGCCACGGGCAAGCCCGAUGCGGUAUGUGAGAAGCCCUACUUUUGGGACAACGCGCUCACUUUCUUCUUCGCGAUCAUGUUCGCAGUUCAAUUCAUUUGUGAAGCUCUGACGUUGACCCCUUUCGUGCGUCGAAUCCCUCUUCGCCUUCGUCUCAUCGUUGGCUUGUGCAUUCCAUUCAUUGAAAUGUUCAUCCUUGAGAUCGUCCCAGUCAUUAAAAUUUCCUCACAAGAUGGUGCCAUCGCAGUAAUAGUGGUCGUGGGGAUUGUGAGUGGUUUUUCAAAAGCCCUCUGUGAUUCGACUACCAACGCUAUUGUGGGCCCUUUUCCUACCAAGUUCAUGAACGGUGCACAAUGGGGUCUAACGAUAUCUCCACUAAUGAUGUCUGUCGUUGAGAUGAUUCUGAAGGGCUCUUUCUCUGACAGUUUCAGUGAUACCCUGAAGAAGUCUCGCAUUUAUCUUGGCAUUGGCAUGCUUUUUCAGUUUUUGGCGUUGGUUGAGAUGCUGAUUUUAGACAAAAAUCCGUUUGCACAAAAGUACAAUGCCGAGUUCCGUUUCAGAGCGCUACAGCGAUCCAAUGCAAAUGUUGACAAUCAACCCGACUCGGGCAAUGCUGAUGAGACGACGGAUCUUAUUCAUUCUGGGGCGCCUCGUUUGGGGUCAGAUCAUCGUGCUGAUGGCGCUCAGCCCAAUGAGGGCAUGAACGUUGUGGCUGAAGGCAACUUGGUAGCUAAUGAGGCCAAGGGUGAUUCUCAGGUGGAGCGGAUGAAUGCGGAUUUGAAUAAGUCGAGCUCGUUAAACUUUGAGAAUGACUCUCACCACAAGCACCACAGUGCCAACGCAGCAAUUUUGAGGGCUACUGGUGACGCGGACAAAAUGGUAGAUGUCGAUCAAGUGAACAACGUAACAUCCAGUGAUCAGAUGCUCAAGGUGAGCGCUAUGAGUGUGAUCAAGAGAGUGUGGCCAAUGUUGUUCUGUACCUUUUUUAUAUACUUCAUAAGUCUCCUUUUGUUUCCAGGCCUCUUCCUCAAGGUUGCCAUUAACACGAAUGAUUGGUAUUCUACGCUUGUUGUGUUUCUAUAUAAUCUGGGAGACUUCUUGUCACGUAUACUGCUGAUGUACCGCCCCUUUCGGCCAUCCCCAAAGGUUGUGUUAGCCGGUUCCAUUGUGCGACUUGUCAUUAUUCCGCUACUGGUACUGUGCGCUAAGCACACUAUCAAAGGAUAUGCCCUACCUUACGUCCUGAGUAUAGUACUCUCUCUGACGAAUGGGUACUUCGGUACAAUGGCAUGCAUGUAUUCUCCACGUACUCCAACUCUAUCUAAGGCUGGAGAGCGAUCCCUGGCAGGUAUUUUGUCCGGUCUCUUCCUGAUGCUGGGCUUGUGUACUGGCUCUAACUUAGCAGUGUUGGUGAACCUUGUAAUAUAGACAGGAUGAAGUAAGAAAAAUUACUCCAGAAAGUCUGUACGCAUAAGUAUUGCGGUAAUUUUGAUGACGGAAAGCUAUAAGAAGGUGAUAAGUUUUUAGCAGAGUUAGCAGAAAGGUUUCACAGGGAACUGUAAGCGUAGUGCAAAUAAAAAUAAAAUUUCAUUCUAUCUAAGUUGAUAUUAAUAGCUCAUAUGCAUUCAUAAAUGUAUGUAUUUACUUUUUUUGAUUUUCUGAGAAUUUUCUAUAAAAACUUAAUUAAUUGGUAAAUAUAAAAUUAUGUUGAUAAAAACUCCUCCCAUUUAUUUGGUAUAAAUUUUAAUUUCAAAGGGACUUGUUGAAUAGCCCAGGUACGUGUAGGAAUGUAUACGCUUUUUUUUUCUAACAUUUUUUUCUAGAUUGAUCCCUUCCCUCAUAUUUAAUUAUCUUUGUCUAAAAGUAGAAGAAUAAUAAAGGUCAAAAUUCAGGUAAGCAUUUUUCAGUUUACAUGAUACGUUGAGUAAAAAUUUAAGUAAACUAAUUCUAAAAAUGUUGUGAAUGCCAAUGCGGAUUUUUAAAUCAGUGAUAUAUUUCUAGGAAUAAUAUUUAAUGUUUUUUUUCGGAUUACUAAGAAAAAUAAUUGAUUUGCUUCUCUACGAUUAAAAACCAUUGAUUUAAGGGGAUUUCUUGCCUUUCGAAGAAUGAAAAUUUAAUUACUUUGAGUGUUAUGAUUAUUAAGAUGUGCCCACUUUCUUUUAGUUCUGUUCUCCGUCUUAGCAAUCAUAUAACCUCGUAGAUAGCCAUUAGUCCUUGCUUUUUAGAUGCACCGAUGAGACUUCUUUUUGUAUAUUUAAUGAAGAUUGCCUUCGGAUAGUUGAAACGUGAGCAUUGAUUUGUGUGCGAUGCAUUUACUCACGAAGUGCUUAUUUGUCGUUAAUUGUGUCUUCCGAACGUUAAGGCAUAACUUUUUUCCACCUGUGUCGUUUGGUUGAGACUCAUGGAGCGUUACAACGACCAUUUCUUUCUGAACCUUGUAUUGUAGGUCUGGUUAGCUGUAGUUACUGGGUCGUGAGUUAGUCGUGUAAUCUCUAUACAAAGAUCCAUAUAAAUUCAAACACAUGGGACAUUUUUAUCGGAUAUCUUAGUUUAUGAUUUCUUUGCCGAUGGCUCUACUUUUUUAUCUGCUUAAAUUGAAGGAGUACUUAACCUAUGUCAUGGUUCGCUUAUGAUGGUCGAAAGUAGAUUAAUACAUAAUUCUAAUCAAAGUAUUGAUGAUUUUUUCCAUUUCCUUUGAGCAACAUUUGCUACGUUUUUUUCAUUAUUAUUAGCAAUAUUACACUCUUUACUCUUUUCAUUACAUUAUAGUUUUAAUAUACUUCAUCAUUAUUAAUGCUGCAGAGUUGUUUCUUUACUCCUUGAGUUAAAACUUGGAUUUGCAAUAUUUUACGGGGUAAUAGAUUUUUUUUCAGAGGGAGUGAAUGUUCCUUAAUGAUCAUUUACGCGUUUA
Molecule: messenger RNA, 3043 nt
Organism: Phytomonas sp. EM1
Lineage: Eukaryota; Euglenozoa; Kinetoplastea; Trypanosomatida; Trypanosomatidae
Source: the annotation of a GenBank genome assembly